UCUCACACAACACAGUUAUGAAAACUCUGGUCCUUAUCACUCUGGGUCUGGUCGCCCUGGCCGCCGCCCGACCCUCCGACAUCAUCGACUUCGAGGAGGACCACAUGGAGCACGAGCAGGAGGGCGUGCCAGGAACGGCCGUGGAGGGCGAGUACUCGUGGAUAGCGCCCGACGGGAACGAGUACUACAUCAAGUACAUCGCCGACCGCUUCGGUUACCGCAUCGUCGAGGACAACGUUCUGCCAGAGUUCCGUGACGCCAAACCUGACGGUGAAAUGGCCGAGGACGAUGACGACGACGACGCUGCUGAAUUCCGUGCUGAUGAGGACGAGGAGGACGAUGAUUAGAGUACAACAUAGUGUCAGUAUUAAUGUGAGAAGUGGUAUCAUUUCACACUGUACUAAAUGAAUAAAAUGUAUCUACCA
Molecule: messenger RNA, 425 nt
Organism: Penaeus monodon (black tiger shrimp)
Lineage: Eukaryota; Metazoa; Arthropoda; Malacostraca; Decapoda; Penaeidae
Product: larval cuticle protein 16/17-like
Exons: 2
Coding region: 18-347 (109 amino acids)
Source: RefSeq, a predicted model, not a curated record